Messenger RNA from Pipistrellus kuhlii (Kuhl's pipistrelle), 2167 nucleotides. It is a transcript of the gene VWA1, whose product is annotated as von Willebrand factor A domain containing 1. The record is from RefSeq and is a predicted model, not a curated record. The coding region runs from base 21 to 1430 and encodes 469 amino acids. The transcript is spliced from 5 exons. Gene Ontology annotation, molecular function: protein binding. NCBI's taxonomy places the organism in Eukaryota, Metazoa, Chordata, Mammalia, Chiroptera, Vespertilionidae.
CCGGGUGUCUGCGCGCAAACAUGCCCACGGGCGCGCGGCCCGGCCCUCCGCGUGCGCGCGCCUCCCUCCCCGCGGAGCGCGCCGGGGCGGGGCCUCCGGGGGCGGGUCCGGCCGGGCCGCGCGGGGCCGCCCAGCAGCGAGCGCGAGGGGCUCGCGGAGUCCGAUCGCGGGCGGCCGCGCGGGAUGCUGCCCUGGACGGCGCUCGGCCUGGCGCUGGGCCUGGCGCUGGCGCGGGCGCGGGGCGCGGGGCCGGACCCCAGGCAGCCGCCCCCCAGGGGGACCUGCUCUUUCUGCUGGACAGCUCGGCCAGCGUGACUCACUAUGAGUUCUCCCGGGUCCGGGAGUUCCUGGGCCAGCUGGCGGCCCCCCUGCCCCUGGGCCCCGGGGCGGUGCGUGCCAGCCUGGUGCACGUCAGCAGCCGGCCCCACUCGGAGUUCCCCUUCGACCGGCACGGCUCGGGGGCCGCCGUCCAGGACGCCAUCCUCACCGCCGCCCAGCGCAUGGGCAACACCAACACGGGCCUGGCGCUGGCGUACGCCAAGGAGCAGCUGUUCGCCGAGGCCGCGGGGGCGCGGCCCGGCGUGCCCAAGGUGCUGGUGUGGGUGACAGACGGCGGCUCCAGCGACCCCGUGGGGCCCCCCAUGCAGGAGCUGAAGGACCGGGGCGUCACCGUCUUCAUCGUCAGCACCGGCCGCAGCAACCGCCUGGAGCUGUCGGCCGCCGCCUCGGCGCCCGCCGAGCGGCACCUGCACUUCGUGGACGUGGACGACCUGCCCAUCAUCGCCGGCGAGCUGCGGGGCGCCAUCCUUGACGCCAUGCAGCCCGGGCAGCAGCAGCCGCAGCUCCGCGCCUCGGAGGUCACGUCCAGCGGCUUCCGCGUGUCCUGGCCGCCGCUGCUGACCGCGGCCUCGGGCCACUACGUGCUGGAGGCGGCCCCCGCCGCCCAGCCCGCCGCCGCGCGCCGCCAGCAGCUGCCGGGCAGCGCCACGAGCUGGGCCUGGGCCGGCCUCGCCCCCGACACCGACUACCGCGUGGAGCUGCGGCCCGAGCCCCACCUGCGGCCCGCCGCGCCGCUGCUCCUGCGCGUGCGCACGCUGCCCGAGGAGGCCGGGCCGGAGCGCCUCGUGGUGUCGCACGUGCGGCCGCACAGCCUGCGGGUGAGCUGGGCGCCGGCGGGCGCGCCCGGCUACCACGUGCAGGCGGGGCCGCUGCGGGGCGGCGCGGCGCAGCGCGUGGAGGUGCCCGCGGGCCGCAACAGCACGGCCCUGCGCGGCCUGGCGCCCGGCACCGCCUACCUGCUCACCGUGACGGCCGCCUUCCGCUCCGGCCGCGAGAGGGCGCUGUCCGCCACGGCCUGCACCCCCGAGGCCGAGCGCGCCCGCGCCCCGCGCCCCGCGCCGCCGCCGGGGCCCGGGGCCCGGGGGCCGUGACCGCCGCAGCCGCAGCCCGGGCCCCGCUCCCGGCGCCCGAACAGGGUCUCGUCCCGGGGCUCGGGGUGCGGGCUCGGCCUCCGCGUGACCCCGAGUCCUCGCUCCGCGGCCGGACCGGCCGCCGCAGCUCCGGCCGCAGCGGCCCCGCCUGCCCGCCCCGCGGGGACACUCACCCGGCGGCGCCCUUUGGGCGGAGGCAGCGGGGAGACGGAGGGGAGACGGAGGGGGGUCUGGGCGGCGUGAGGAAUCGGACCCGGACAGGCCCAGGCACAAGCCCAGGACGGAGGGCGGGGCGGCCGGGCUCCCGCUGGGCGAAGGGCCCGGGUCCAGCUGGCCGCCCGGGUCCAGGGAGUCGCUAGAAGGUGGACGGGGGCUGGGUCCCGCCAGGUCCCCCGGGGCUUCCGGGAGGAGCCAGGACCCGCAGAGGCGGGAAGAGGGUUUGGGGGUGCGGUCAGCGGCCGGCAGGUCCACAGGUGCCCUCACCCGAGGUCACUGGCUGCAGGGCCAGGGCCCGGCACCGGGACCCCGGAGGCAGCGCUGGCACGGAGCCCCCUCUGGCUUCUGAUGGGGUCCUCCCUGCUGGGGGUCAGCAGGUGUCUCCCCCCCACCCCGGAUUGCACCCCAGCGAUGCUCUCCCUCUUCAGUCAUUGCUCACUCUGGGGGCCCCAGGCAUCCUCUGCCUCCGCCCCACUAACACCCGCACCUUCCAGUACCGAUUAAACCGGAUGUAAACCGAG